Molecule: messenger RNA, 702 nt
Organism: Dovyalis caffra
Lineage: Eukaryota; Viridiplantae; Streptophyta; Magnoliopsida; Malpighiales; Salicaceae
Source: the annotation of a GenBank genome assembly
AUGGGAGAGAUUAUUGUAGAAGAUGAAGAAGAGAGCAAUCACAACAACAUCAACAAGAAUGCUAAUAUGAUAGAAAUCACUGUUAAAACCAUUGGCCCUUCUCCUACAUCUCCCCUUGUUGUUCCCUCUCCCGUCAAAGUUCGUGAUUUGAAGAAGUUGAUUGCUGAAAAUAGGCAUCUACCAAUUGAGAAUUUGAGGCUUAUUUUGCGUGGGAAUGUAUUGCAUGAUAGCAGAGAUGAGGAUGAUAUACGGCUCAAUAAUGGAGGUACAGAUUCCCUGAUUGUUGCUGUCAAACCAAAGCCACCAGCAAAACAUCUUCGAGAUGGAUUUGAUGAUGAUGAUGAUGAUGAUCUGAAGUUUCAGCUGCCACUAUCAGCAACUCAGUGGAAGAGGAGGCUUUAUCUCUUUCUGCAUGAUAAGUUGAAGAUCCCUGAUAUCCUUUUGGUGGGACUUUUCUCUCUCAGUCUGAAAGCAUGGACCGUUAUUAUUUUAUGGUUCAUUUUGGCACCUGUUGCCCACAGAUGGGAUCUUGGACCUAUAUAUAUACUGGGCACAGGCUUUGCUCUCAUCCUUCUGAAUCUUGGGCGGAGGCAAGCUGGUGAUCUCAGUGCUUAUUCUAUCUUCAAUGAAGACUUCAGGGAGCUUCCUGGGACCCUCAAUGCAGAUCGUCUGGAUAGAGACAUUCGAGCUGGCCAGUUUUGA